UUGGAAGACCAUCACGUAUGGAUGAGUUUUUUGAGCACACUCAUAUUCGCAAAGAGGAUAGGAUUCAAUGGGUUGAUGAACACCCUCGAAAGACAAAGGAUAUAUUUCAAGAGCGUAUGUUUCAGGUUGAGCAAGAGCGGCAGGCUGUUAUAGAGGCUGGUGUAACUGAUCCACCGCCUAUCUCUGAGGAAAGCAUAUGGAUUGAGACAGUGGGUGGAAAACGAAGAGGUAGGGUAUAUGGUAUGGGUGAGGUAAGGGACUCUUCCAUGGUGCGACCUCGAGUUGAUGGGCCUAUCACGACCACCAGCGCUGAUGUUUUGGAUCUUAGAGAACGAAUCACAAUACUCAAUAGGGAAGUUGAACAACAUGCCGCUAAAUAUAGAGAUCUUGAAGACCGCUAAAGGGAGAAAAGAGAGUGGCAACAGACUGUUGAAUCCUUGUGUGAGGAUCUCAACACCAGUAACUCACAGAUGGAUCAAUUUAGUCAUUAGUUGAGCAGCUUGACUGAGUAUGUAAGAGACAUGGGUCCUAGUAGUUCUGGAUCACGUGUUUCCCUACCUCCUUCUUUUACUUUUCCAAGCUCAGAAAAGCACAGUCCCAGACCCAGGUAGAAAACUCCCACCUAUUCUGCAGUGACCAGGACAACCACAGAGUUCUCAAAUGGAGGAUGAUUCUGACGAUUUUGAUGACUCAGAUGAUUAUUUAGACGAGUAUGAGUAGGUUAUUUAAUUACUUUACUUUGAAUAUUUUGUAUUAUUAGUGGAUUGCAAUUUAAACGAAUAUAAGUCAAAGUUUAGUUAUUUAUCUUGUCUUGAGUCUUUAUAUUAGAGGGUUAUUUAUUAUUUUGAUAAGUUUGUAAACUCAUUAUCUAAUAUUUAGUAUAA
Messenger RNA from Arachis duranensis, 884 nucleotides. RefSeq lists its product as uncharacterized. Lineage: Eukaryota; Viridiplantae; Streptophyta; Magnoliopsida; Fabales; Fabaceae. Bases 18 to 401 code for a protein of 127 amino acids. The transcript has 2 exons. The record is from RefSeq and is a predicted model, not a curated record.